UUCUUCCCAGAUUUUCUCCCUGCAAUUUUCGCCCAAUUUCAGAACUGUGCAAUAUUCUCAAUUUUUUUUUUCAAGUGCUCGAUUUGUGUAUAUAUAUAUUUAUUUGCAGAUAUCUAUCUAUAUCUAUAUAGUUAUAGAUACUUUGCAAAUUGUCAAUGGAGUGCACAAUUUCUUCUGGCUUAGGCAAAUCGUCUCUUCUACUUGGUCCCUCUUUCCCCCUAACUCGAUCGAAAUCGCAGGCUUCAGCUUUAUCAUCCUCUCCUUCUUAUCUCCCUAAGCCCUUUUUCAAAUCCAGAAGCUUCAGCAUAUUUCCUCUCUUUUCGCGCCAAAACCGCCCAAUUAUUCGAUCACAAAGCUCCAAUCAAACAGCUGACAAUGGUUUUGUCCUUGAAGAUGUCCCUCAUUUGACCAACUUUCUCCCAGAUUUGCCGACGUAUCCAAAUCCUCUGCAAAAAAGCACAGCAUAUGCGAUAGUUAAGCAAACUUUUGUGAACCCAGAAGAUGCGGUUGCAGAAAAAAUUGUUGUUCAAAAAGGUAGUCCUAGAGGAGUGCAUUUUAGGCGUGCUGGGCCUCGAGAAAAGGUGUAUUUCAAGUCAGAAGAAGUCCGUGCUUGCAUAGUGACUUGUGGAGGUUUGUGCCCUGGGAUUAAUACAGUGAUCAGGGAGAUAGUGUGUGGCUUGAACUACAUGUAUGGCGUUGAAGACAUACUUGGAAUUGAGGGAGGGUAUAGAGGCUUUUACUCUAAAAAUACAAUGAGAUUGACCCCUAAGGUGGUAAAUGAUAUUCAUAAGCGCGGUGGCACUUUUCUUCGCACUUCGCGAGGAGGCCAUGAUACCAACAAGAUAGUUGAUAACAUACAAGACCGAGGAAUAAAUCAGGUUUAUAUCAUUGGAGGGGAUGGCACUCAAAAAGGAGCAGACCUAAUAUACAAGGAAGUUGAGAAACGUGGUCUCCAAGUGGCAGUUGCUGGAAUCCCCAAAACAAUUGAUAAUGAUAUUGCUGUCAUAGACAAAUCUUUUGGAUUUGAUACUGCUGUUGAAGAAGCCCAGAGGGCUAUUAAUGCUGCACAUGUGGAGGUCGAAAGUGUGGAAAAUGGAAUUGGAAUUGUCAAACUAAUGGGAAGAUACAGUGGAUUCAUUGCUAUGAUGGCAACUUUGGCAAAUCGUGAUGUGGAUUGUUGUUUGAUUCCAGAGUCUCCAUUCUAUUUAGAUGGCCGGGGUGGGCUUUUUGAGUUUAUUGAGGAGCGGCUUAAAGAAAAUGGACACAUGGUAAUUGUGGUAGCUGAAGGAGCAGGGCAGGAUUAUGUUGCUCAGGAAAUGCAAGCGAACGAGAAGAAAGAUGCAUCAGGAAACAGGCUACUCUUGGAUGUUGGUCUGUGGUUGUCUGACAAGAUCAAGGAUCAUUUUACAAAGAUUCGGAAGAUGUCGAUAAAUAUGAAAUACAUUGACCCUACUUAUAUGAUACGAGCUAUUCCGAGUAAUGCAUCAGACAACAUUUACUGCACUCUUCUCGCUCAAAGUGCUGUUCAUGGGGCCAUGGCUGGAUUCAGUGGCUUCACAGUUGGACCUGUGAAUAGUAGGCAUGCUUACAUUCCAAUCGCUCGUGUGACUGAGACACAAAAUACAGUCAAGUUGACGGAUAGGAUGUGGGCCAGACUUCUUGCAUCCACAAAUCAACCUAGUUUUGUGGAUUUCAAUGACAUCUCACAAAAAAGAAUUGGUGGGGAGACCAACAACGUGAUCAACAACACGAUGAUAUCCAGUUCGUAAAUUUUAUGGGGCUAAGGACAAAUUCAAGUAGACCAGCACUAUUGAGUGUGUGGAUUCUUUAAUAUACCUGUUUGAUCCUGCUCAAAUUCAUUUAGACCACCUCAAGGUAGAGCUUUGCUUAUACUACAACUGCUUAUUUUAUUUUUUGUUAAAAUGUGUUUACUAACACUGCUUCGUUCUCCCAAAUUGUACUGAUAAUUUGGUUGUAAAAUAAUUCAGUGCCUUUGGCAGUUGCAUUUAUCCGGAGAUAAUGAAAUUACACGUUUGAUUC
This is a messenger RNA of Humulus lupulus (European hop), 2040 nucleotides long. Its product is annotated as ATP-dependent 6-phosphofructokinase 4, chloroplastic. Gene Ontology annotation, molecular function: 6-phosphofructokinase activity; ATP binding. The record is from RefSeq and is a predicted model, not a curated record. Gene Ontology annotation, cellular component: cytoplasm. Lineage: Eukaryota; Viridiplantae; Streptophyta; Magnoliopsida; Rosales; Cannabaceae. The transcript has 14 exons. The coding region runs from base 156 to 1769 and encodes 537 amino acids. Gene Ontology annotation, biological process: fructose 6-phosphate metabolic process; glycolytic process.